AUGGCGGUAUUCCUCCCGGCGGGCGUCCUCUUGCUCUCUGUCCUUGGUCUCGCAGCGUGUGCGCAAGGUCGGCCGAAUCCCCUGAGCCGGGAUGGACAUUGGCCCAUAACGUCCCCAGCGCACACCGAACACCACGUGAAGGACAUCGACACGAGUGCAAUAUAUCAUCAGCAUGUCCAGAGAGCUAGCCAGCGCUACUCUACGAUGCUGGGGUCCUCGGUAGAGAAGCGUUUCAACCAGGCUGUGAUCGAGAAUGCGGUAUCGCAUUUACAAGAGACGCAAGCCAAUGCCUCCGCCCCAGUGAACCUGUUGAUCCUGGACGAGAGCGACAAUCCCAACCCGAAAGGCAGUGGAUUCAGUCCAAUCGGCCUAGAAAUUGCGUUGGUUCAACCUGUCAUCAGGGCCGAGCAGCCUCGACACCCGAACUCCAUUGGUUUGGACAUCCAGGCGAAUGAUAUCGGCUGUGAGAACUCCCUUACUUCUUCGCUGGCUACGAAUUUACAUGCAACAGAUAUCGCUACGGUGCAAAUUGGGACGCCUCCGAAGAACUUCAGUCUGUUCGUAGACUCUGGCUCCUCGGACCUCUGGGUCGGCCAUGAAGAAUGCAAGGGAUACGACGUUGGCGAUUGUGGCGCACACACAUUCCUCGGCAACUCCAGUACGACAUUUAAUAACACAGGCCACCCGUGGCACAUUCGUUACGGCGCAGGCUUUGUCCUAGGGAAGAUCGUCACAGACCUCGUCAGCAUCGCUGGUCUUCAGCUCAAGGCUCCUCAUAAGUUUGGUGUGGCAAUGGAGGAAAGUCCCGAGUUUGCGUCGAGCAAAAUACCUUAUGACGGGUUCUUAGGAACCGCUAAGUCGCAUCUUUCGCAACAGCAUGCUCCUACCCUCAUCGAGGCCCUUCGCAAUGAGGGCCUCGUCAAGGAGGGAAUCGUCUCCUACCAUAUCCCUCGCGCCCUCGACACCAUGAAAGCUGGCGCCCCGGUCAAGAAUGUAGGAGAACUUACGCUAGGUGCGAUGAAUCCAGCGAAGUACAACGCCAGCACUCUCGUAACGGUGCCGAAUGUCAGCCCUACCGGAUUUUGGGAAGCACCAGUCGACGAAGUGAGGGUAAACGGAACAAGCAUAGGCCUAGCCAGAAGGUCCGCCAUCUUGGAUACAGGCUCAACCCUUCUAGUGGCUCCGAAGGAGGACGUUUCGGCCAUCCAUAUGCUCAUCCCGGGCUCCCUGUAUACCGGAACUCGAUGGAUCAUCCCUUGCACCACCAACGCCACCAUUUCACUCGUCAUAUCGGGCCAGGAAUUCCCGAUAGACUCGCGGGACCUCCUUUUCCUCCCUCUGAAUAUGGGGAGAUUGAAAGGCUACUGUUGGUCAACCAUCAGCGAGAUGCGAGGGGUGAGCAAGCCGAAAGGAACCAAUAUAAGCAAGACAGGCGGCAAAACUACUAGCUGGCUGGUUGGCGAUGUAUUCCUCAAGAAUGUGUACUUUUCAACCAACCUCGAUCGUGAUACGAUAUCCGUAGCUAGAUUAGCGGAACAACCAGAACUGGCGGCAUCGGAGGCCACAGAGUUAGAAGACAAAACAGCUGACUAG
This is a messenger RNA of Pleurotus ostreatus (oyster mushroom), 1593 nucleotides long. RefSeq lists its product as uncharacterized. Bases 1 to 1593 code for a protein of 530 amino acids. The record is from RefSeq and is a predicted model, not a curated record. Lineage: Eukaryota; Fungi; Basidiomycota; Agaricomycetes; Agaricales; Pleurotaceae. Gene Ontology annotation, molecular function: aspartic-type endopeptidase activity. Gene Ontology annotation, biological process: proteolysis. The transcript is spliced from 10 exons.